AUGUUUGACCAAGCCAAGACUAUGGGUGAUGGAAUGGUUGAGGACCGAAACCACUGUGGAGCCCAUUCAGUGCGCCGAGAGCGCGGCGGAGACGCCAAAACCCGGACAGAACUGGGGAGUCGCGGUUCAGAUGACAAUCAUGCCGGGACAUCUUCAUCCACCCCGAGCUCCUCCAGUGAGGACGGACACGAUAAACUGCUUGGAGUGGACCCAGACUACUGCCGCAGGAUUUUAGUCCGAGAUGCUAAAGGAACGAUCCGUGAGAUCGUUUUACCGAAGGGUUUGGACUUGGACCGGCCGAAGCGCACGCGCACCUCCUUCACCGCUGAGCAGCUGUACCGGCUCGAGCUCGAGUUCCAGCGCUGUCAGUAUGUGGUGGGGCGCGAGCGCACUGAACUCGCCCGCCAGCUCAACCUGUCCGAGACUCAGGUGAAAGUAUGGUUCCAAAACCGGCGCACAAAGCAGAAGAAAGACCAGACCAAAGACUCAGACAAGCACUCUUUGUCCAGCUCAGAGUCUCUGGCCACAUGCAACAUCCUAAGGCUGCUGGAGCAGGGGCGAUUGCUCUCAGUGCCCGCACCACCUCCCAACCCGCUUCUGGCACCACCAUACACUGCCAAUGGCUCACUCCUUGGUGGCCCAUCGAUUUCCUCCACUUCACCUGUGGUGAGUAAUGCAGGGACACCUCCAGCAAUUGUGGCGAGUGGUGGGACAUUUGGCCUGUCUUUGUCCUCUCUUGGUGCUACGCCACCCUCACCAAGGCUUGGUGUUGCACCCCCACCACUCUUCUCUGUGCCGCUAAUAAGUGGCGCUCAUCAUGAACUCACGUCUAGCUAUGGGUGCGGAUCAUCAGCAUUUGAGCCCUAUACAAGAACAGAGAAAAAAGAUGGGGAUGGAAAGAAAACAAUUUCCUAA
This is a messenger RNA of Trichomycterus rosablanca, 915 nucleotides long. It is a transcript of the gene vax2, whose product is annotated as ventral anterior homeobox 2. Gene Ontology annotation, cellular component: nucleus. NCBI's taxonomy places the organism in Eukaryota, Metazoa, Chordata, Actinopteri, Siluriformes, Trichomycteridae. The record is from RefSeq and is a predicted model, not a curated record. The transcript is spliced from 3 exons. Gene Ontology annotation, biological process: regulation of transcription by RNA polymerase II; brain development; central nervous system development. Gene Ontology annotation, molecular function: RNA polymerase II cis-regulatory region sequence-specific DNA binding; DNA-binding transcription factor activity, RNA polymerase II-specific. Bases 1 to 915 code for a protein of 304 amino acids.